This is a messenger RNA of Betta splendens (Siamese fighting fish), 1261 nucleotides long. It is a transcript of the gene slc25a5, whose product is annotated as solute carrier family 25 member 5. Gene Ontology annotation, cellular component: mitochondrial inner membrane. Gene Ontology annotation, molecular function: ATP:ADP antiporter activity. NCBI's taxonomy places the organism in Eukaryota, Metazoa, Chordata, Actinopteri, Anabantiformes, Osphronemidae. The coding region runs from base 88 to 984 and encodes 298 amino acids. Gene Ontology annotation, biological process: mitochondrial ADP transmembrane transport; mitochondrial ATP transmembrane transport. The record is from RefSeq and is a predicted model, not a curated record. The transcript has 4 exons.
UCACCUCUAGAUUGGGUUCGGCCAUUUCCACUGCACCGGCAAACCCCAGCGAUCGAGUAACGGGACGGCGACUGAUAACAUCUGAAGAUGAGCGAACAAGCGAUUUCCUUCGCCAAGGAUUUCUUGGCUGGUGGUAUUGCCGCUGCCAUUUCCAAAACAGCUGUAGCACCUAUCGAGAGAGUCAAGCUUCUCCUCCAGGUGCAACAUGCCAGUAAACAGAUUGCAGUGGACCAGCAGUACAAGGGCAUCAUCGACUGCGUGGUCCGCAUCCCUAAAGAGCAGGGCUUCCUCUCCUUCUGGAGGGGGAACCUGGCCAACGUCAUCCGCUACUUCCCCACUCAGGCGCUCAACUUCGCCUUCAAGGACAAGUACAAGAAGAUCUUCCUCGACGGCGUCGACAAGCGCACGCAGUUCUGGAGGUACUUCGCGGGCAACCUGGCGUCGGGCGGCGCCGCCGGGGCCACGUCGCUGUGCUUCGUGUACCCGCUCGACUUCGCCAGGACGCGCCUGGCGGCCGACGUGGGCAAGGCCGGGCACGAGCGCGAGUUCAAAGGCCUCGGCGACUGCCUGGUGAAGAUCAGCAAGUCCGACGGCAUCAGGGGCCUGUACCAGGGCUUCAACGUGUCCGUCCAGGGCAUCAUCAUCUACAGAGCCGCUUACUUCGGCAUCUACGACACGGCGAAGGGCAUGCUUCCAGACCCCAAGAACACGCACAUCGUGGUCAGCUGGAUGAUCGCCCAGUCGGUGACUGCAGUCGCGGGCCUGGCGUCCUACCCCUUCGACACCGUCCGCCGUCGCAUGAUGAUGCAGUCUGGGCGCAAAGGAGCUGACAUCAUGUACAGCGGCACCAUCGACUGCUGGAGGAAGAUCGCGCGCGACGAGGGCAGCAAGGCCUUCUUCAAGGGAGCGUGGUCCAACGUGCUGAGAGGCAUGGGCGGCGCCUUCGUGCUCGUCCUAUACGACGAGCUCAAGAAAGUCAUCUAAGUUGUUUUUCUAUGUUCACUCUUCAUGUUCUGAAGUUUAACUGUAACAUAUCUUGUACAUUUGAAAAGGACUUAAAUGCCUAAUUAUAUUUAUAGGGACCAACUAGUAUUUUCUACUAGUUGUACCGGGGGAAUCUGUUCUGUGUGCACUGUUCUCUUGGCCCAUUGCUUUUUUUUUUUUUGUUGUUAUUUUUUUUGUUUCACCCCCUCACCAGAAUGUCAUUCCCUGAACAAGAACCUUGCCGGAAAAAGCGAAAUAAAGGCAACCUACAGAGUGA